AUGGCCACUGCUAUGGAAACCGAUAUUCCAGAACAAUUUAAUGCACCAAUUUCUGCUGAAGACUUUAAAAAUGAAGCAAACGAAAGUUAUAAACGUGGAAACUAUAGUCGAGCCGUUUCUUUAUAUACCCAAGCUAUAGGUGUUCGAGAUGCUCGAGAUCUUGAUCCAAAUACUCCAACAUAUUACAACAACCGAGCCGCUGCUUUGAUGAUGUUGAGGAAACCAAAAGAAGCACUAAGUGAUUGUAAAUUCGCAAUUACUUUGGAUCCAUCAUUAAUUAAAGCUUACAUUCGUUGUGCAAAAUGUAAUUUUUUACUUGGUAACCUAAGUGAAUCCGAAAGAAUUUAUAAACAAGUACUAAGCAUUGAUGAUACGAACUCACAAGCAAAAGCUGAAUAUGCGCAGUUACUCCAAGUUCAAAAUUACAUUCACCAAGCAGAAGUAUAUUUAAAAAAUCAGCAAUACGCUUUGGCAAUGAAUGCGAUUGAUAGAGCAGCGACCUCUUUGGAUGAAAUUCCAACCAAAUGGAAAAUAAUGAAGAGUGAAGCACUAUUAGAACAAAAAGAAUUUGGAGAAGCAGGAAGGAUGGCGAAUGAAAUUUUACGUUCAGAUCCAAAAAACCCCGAUGCUCAUGUGUUGAGAGCACGAAUAUUGUACAUCGAGGGUGAUAAUUUGAAGGCUUCCGCUCACUGUCAGGAAGCAUUGCGUUGCGACCCAGAUAAUUCAAAAGCUCCACUUGAAAGUCAAAAGAAGGCUGGUAACGAUGCUUUCAAAAUAAAGGACUAUAAAUCAGCAUAUGAUAUUUAUAGUGCAGCUCUUGAAAUCGAUCCAUCAAAUGCGGGCAUGAUGUCUAAGCUUUAUUCAAAUAGGUCAGCGGUUCUAGUUAAACUUGGAAAAUAUACUGAAGCAUUAAGUGAUAUGUGUAAAGCAUUAGAGAUAGAUCCUAAUUUUGUCAAAGUAUUAAGGAGAAGAGCAGAUACGUACAUCAAAUUAGAAAGAUAUGAGGAAGCUGUACAAGAUUUAAAACUUGCGAUGGAAUUGGAAAGUAAUAAUCCUGAAAUUCGUAAAGAAUUAAGAAACGCUGAAUUAGAACUCAAAAAGUCACAACGAAAGGAUUAUUAUAAGAUUCUUGGAGUAAGUAAAGAUGCAUCUGAGAAUGAUAUUAAAAAAGCAUAUCGAAAAUUAGCACUCCAACAUCAUCCUGAUAAAAAUUGUGGAGAUUCUGAUGCGGAAGUUAAAUUUAAAGAAAUUGGAGAAGCUUAUGCAAUUCUUGGGGAUCCAAACAAGAAACAAAGAUAUGAUAGUGGAGUAGAUAUUGAUGGAUUAAAUGGAUCAUCGGACUUUGAAGUAGAUCCUAAUCUAUUCUUCCAAAUGUUUAUGGGAGGUGAAAUCCCUAAUAUGGGAGGAGGUCCAAGGGGAGGAUUUGGUGGUAAUUCAGGAUUCCAUGGAUCUUCAUUUGGAGGAUUCUCUUCACAGGGUUUCCCAAGGCAAAGAUCUAGUGGAUAUCAUAAUGGAAAGCAUCAAUUUCACUUUGGAUAA
Messenger RNA from Funneliformis geosporum, 1539 nucleotides. The record is from the annotation of a GenBank genome assembly. NCBI's taxonomy places the organism in Eukaryota, Fungi, Glomeromycota, Glomeromycetes, Glomerales, Glomeraceae.